GGUGAUUCAACGACUCUCAGUCUCUUGCCUGACAAACGCGGAGCUAAGUGGACCUGUGCUCUAUCUCUCUCAGUCGAAUAUUAUUUUUUUUAACGUGAUACCACCACCCAAUUCAUUCAGAAUGGCUGAUACUGCUCCUAAUGUUGUUGCUGCUGCAAAGGUUGCCAGUGAAGUUUCUCAGGAGACAGCAAAGGUAGAUGUCAAGUCCCCUGUCAAGAAGGUGGAGACAGACUCUGCAGAGACCAAUGGUAAGACAGAGUCAGAGGAGACCAGUGGAACUGUUAAAACAGAGACUGGCUCCACAGAGAAAAUAACAGAGGAGGCUAAGACGUCAGAGAUGGGUGAGAACACAGUAGAGAAGGCCGGGGAGACGCCAAAGAGGCCGGGAGACACCAAAGAAGGCCGGGGAGACACCAAAGAAGGCCGGGGAGACACCAAAGAAGGCCGGGGACACGCCAAAGAAGGCCGGGGAGACCACAGAGAAGGCCGAGGAGACCACAGAGAAGGCCGAGGAGACCACAGAGAAGGCCGAGGAGACCACAGAGAAGGCCGAGGAGACCACAGAGAAGGCCGAGGAGACCACAGAGAAGGCGGGGAGGCCACAGAGAAGGGCAGGGAGGCCACAGAAAGGCAGCGGAGGCCACAGAGAGGCAGGAGACCACAGAGAAGGCCGGGGAGACCACAGAAGGCAGGAGACCACAGAGGCGGGGAGACCACAGAGAGGCGGGGAGCCACAGAGAAGGCGGAGACCACAGAAGUCGAGGAGACCACAGAGUCGAGGGACCACAGAGAUCGAGGAGACCAAGAGAGUCGAGGAGACCACAAAGAAGUCCGAGGAGACCACAAAGAAGUCCGAGGAGGCUGCGAAGACAGCUGA
This is a messenger RNA of Homarus americanus (American lobster), 877 nucleotides long. Its product is annotated as splicing factor U2af large subunit A-like. NCBI's taxonomy places the organism in Eukaryota, Metazoa, Arthropoda, Malacostraca, Decapoda, Nephropidae. The coding region runs from base 122 to 877 and encodes 251 amino acids. The transcript is spliced from 2 exons. The record is from RefSeq and is a predicted model, not a curated record.